GGGAUAUCAAACAUUUCUCAUCAAAUGAUCUGAGUUGUUUCAAAUUCAAUUUUAUAGCUCUAGACUCUUCACGCUCCAAGACUAAGAGCAAAUCAAGCAUGAUGCACGUUCAGUUUGAUUGACAUAAAUAUCACACAAAUUGCAGAAAAAACCCAAAAUGGAUACGUAUGCAAUUUAUUUUCACAAAUGAAAGUUUCCAAGACCAGAAUUGAAAAUUUUACUGUGAUUUUUUCUUUACAUUUACAUUUACUUUAUUAUCUGUCAUUUAAAGAACAGAUGUAUCACAUUAAAGGGAUCGAAAAAAUGAAUAUUCUGUCAUUUAGUCUCCCUCAAGUUGUUCCAAACCUGUAUGAGUUUCUUUCUUCUGCUGAACACAAAAGAAGAUAUGUUUGUAGCACAAACACUUGAUGGACCCCAUUGACUUCCAUAGUAUGGAAAAUAAAAUACUAUGUCAAAGUCAGGGUUUGGUUCCCGACAUUCUUCAAAAUAUCGAAAUAAUUCAUACAGGAUUGGAACAACUUGAGGGCGAGUAAAUUAUGGUUUUUGGAUGAAAGUAAACGCUUCUAGGUUUGCUGGAUUAAGAAACACAAUCACACAUUAGAAUCAGGUCAGAUGGAUUAAUGUUUAACCCCAGAUAUCAUCUUAAUCAGAGUGCAGUUUCACUAAAACAGAUCCGUGUUGAUGUUUACAUGCGCUUCACGAGACUCACCUGGAGAAGCUCUUCUUUAAAGGCUUUUUCUUUCAUUUCUUGGCAUGAGAACUUGCAGUCGUGUUUUUGAGAGGUCUGAUAAACGUUAAACAUGAGGAGGAAGAAUGAAUUUAAUUCUCAAGGGACGCACUGUGUGUGUGUGUGACCCGGCUCACUUCCCCUUCAUGCCCCUGUGUGCUGGCGCUGUGGGCGGCGGAGUGAAGCGCUCGAGGCUCCUGGCAUGGGCAGCGUAGGGAGCGGGGCCUCCAGUCAGCGGCCCAUCACGAUGCGCAGCGUGGGCACCCGCACCACCCCUAACGGCCCCCUGGCGGCCGCACCGCCUCCUGCCACAGCCCGCCGCCGCCUGGACGACCGCAGCUUCAGCGCCGACCGCAUCCCCGGCCCGAGCACCAAGACCAAGGGCGUCUCGGCCGACGAGAGGGAUUACGCUCGCAAUCACGCCGCGCCGCACAACAGCAACCGGCAGCAGACGGUCAACGGCGAGAGGCUGGUGACCAACGCGGUGUUCGCCAACGGGGCGCGGAGGGAGGGACACCGGCGCGGAGAGAGUCUGGACUUGUGCGGGAACAACAUCGUGCUGAAUAACGACAAGAACGGCAGCCAUCAAGCUCCGCCGCAGCACAAGGACAAGAGCAAAGCCAAACCCGAUAAUCACAACCCGCCCAACAUCCUGCCCGUCUCUGGAAAACUCGAGCAUGCACAGACCAACGACUCUCUGGUGCGUCCGUCAGCCUUCAAACCCGUGGUGCCCAAGAGCUUUCACUCCAUGCAGAACCUGGUGUGUCCGCUUCAGACCAGCUCAGGAACAGCCGCGGGUCCGGGCGGUGGCGGCGGCGGUGGCAGCGGAGGUGACAAGGGGGGUCCGAACACGUCCGGGCCACAGUGGGACCAGGACAGUCCCGGCAGCAGAGGGACACACGCAGGCGCGGGCCGGGCCGGGCAGGGCAGUCUGUCGGACUCCGGGAGGAACUCUCUGACCAGCCUGCCCACCUACACGGGCUCAAGCUACGGGCCGCCUCCCGCGCUCGGACCCCUCAGUGCCUCCACCAGCCACAUCAACCGGCUGGGCACCGUCGCCCUGGACAAGCUGGACAAGCCGGGCUACCAGAACGGCCUCAGCGCCUCCGACAGCGGCCGCUCCUCCUCAGGCAAGAGUUCGUCCUCGUACCAGCGCCUCAGUCACCUGAGCGACGCUCCCGCGCCCCUGCGACCGUCCCCGUCCUCCGACGAUGUUAUUCAGGACCUGGAGGACCGUCUGUGGGAGAGAGAACAAGAAGUAAGUAAGGUGAUUCACAUGCGACGUAACCUGGACCAGAGCGAGGCCGCCAUCGUGCAGGUGUUCGAGGAGAAGCAGCGCGUGUGGGAGCGCGAAAUGGAGGAUCUAAGGCAGAACUAUGCCGGGCGGCUGCAGCAGGUGACCCGACGGGCCCAGCGCUCCCAGCAGGCCCUGCAGGCCCAGAUCAGCCGCCUGCAGCAGGACAAACGCCGGCUGCAGGACGAGAUGACGCUGCUGCUCGCCCAGAGAGAAGAGCUGGAGAAGAAGUGCUUGGACUUCAGGAAGGAGCAGGCCGAUAUCCUGCCCAGACUGGAGGAGACCAAGUGGGAGGUGUGUCAGAAGGCGGGCGAGAUCUCUCUGCUGAAGCAGCAGCUGCGGGAGAGUCAGGGCGAGGUGACGCAGCGCGCCGGAGAGAUGGUGGCACUGCGAGGCCAGCUGAAAGAUCUCAACGGUCAGCUGAGAGAGAGAGAGGAGGCCGAGAUCAGCCUCAAAGAGUCCUUCUGCACCAAGACCCUGGAGCUGGAGCGCUGCGAGGCCGAACUGCAGACCAUGCUGGCAGAGGUCACAGUGCUGCGGGACAAGCUAAGCGCAUUUGAGACGGAGGUCACACGUCUGAAAAAGGCCCUCAGUGAACUCAGCAGCAGCUCCAGUCGUGCCAGCGAGCCCAGCCUGUCUGAUAUGGGGCAACUGGUGGCGUCCCGGAGCCGAGAGCAUCUUCUGUCCCCUCCGGAGACGCCCACGUCCCUCCCGGCCCUCCCGGCGCCCGAUCGCCUGCUCACGCUGCAGAGCGACGACUCCAAGGUCCAGUGGCAGGAGUCGGGUGACCUGCGGCGGCAGUUGGAACGUCUGCAGGGCGAGCUGCGUCUGGAGCGGCAGCAGCGUGAGCGACAAGCGCUCACUUUCGCCCAGGAGCGCCAAACCUGGCAGGACGAAAAAGAGCGUGUGCUGAAGUACCAGGCGCAGCUGCAGCUCAGCUACGUGGAGAUGCUGCAGAAGAACCAGGCGCUGGAGGAGCGUGUGGACAAGAUGGGAGCCCAGAUGUCCACGCCGGCUCUGGCCUUGCCGGAAGCGCCCGUUUCCGUGUCCAUAUCGCUCACCUCUCCGACCCCGCCGGUGGAGGAGAAGAAGCUGCCGGAGCUGCACCAACUCGCCCCGCCGUGGCCGGUUCCGACCCGGCUGGAGAGGAUCGAGUCGACCGAGAUCUGACUAAAACCCGUAAAGCCCCGAUUACAAUAGCAUUCAGUACAAUCCAAAAACUAAACCGCUUCCGAGGACUGUCCAAGGAUGCCCUGCUUGUCUAGGGCGGGUGUUUGGGUUGAGGGCAGGUAGUUAUGAGCCUUAUCAGCUGGUCGAGGGCUGGUUAGUGCAGAUGAGCUGGCCGCAAGUCAGUAGCCGAGAGGAAACUUAGCACUCAGGGGUUUAAGGGGGAACAGGCGUAAACAAUUCAGACUCUCUUUUUACUGGCGUGAGGGUUCAGGCUAUUAAUAAAUCACCAUCUUAUAUCGAAGAAUAUCCUUGUUAUCAGCAUCUUCUGUGCUCUGCGGCAUUCAAACAAUCAAAACAAGAGUUACGAGACGAGAUCUCGCAUGGUGCUUAGAUGCAACACACCGUCACGUUUUAGGACCAAAUCCUAGGGCCAGUCUCGAGAGUGUUUAUGCCGUUUGUUUAUUGGACUGGAAGGCCAGAAACAUACUCUACACAAGUACAAAGAUGUGCAUAACUAAUGAGUCAGAUAUGCUAGCGUUCAAAAAAUUUGGGGUUGGUAAGAUUUUGCAUUGUCUCUUAUCUCACCAAGGCUGCAUUUAUUUGAUUAAAAAUACAGUAAAAAUUGUGGAAUAUUAUUACAAUGUAAAAUAGCUGUUCUCUUUUGUAAAAUAU
Megalobrama amblycephala (Wuchang bream) is the source of this 3863-nucleotide messenger RNA. Its product is annotated as leucine zipper putative tumor suppressor 3. The record is from RefSeq and is a predicted model, not a curated record. Gene Ontology annotation, cellular component: dendritic spine. The coding region runs from base 930 to 3191 and encodes 753 amino acids. NCBI's taxonomy places the organism in Eukaryota, Metazoa, Chordata, Actinopteri, Cypriniformes, Xenocyprididae. Gene Ontology annotation, biological process: regulation of dendritic spine morphogenesis. The transcript has 6 exons.